This is a messenger RNA of Corticium candelabrum, 626 nucleotides long. RefSeq lists its product as uncharacterized. Lineage: Eukaryota; Metazoa; Porifera; Homoscleromorpha; Homosclerophorida; Plakinidae. The record is from RefSeq and is a predicted model, not a curated record. The transcript is spliced from 2 exons. The coding region runs from base 77 to 565 and encodes 162 amino acids. Gene Ontology annotation, molecular function: protein binding.
CAUUAGCAAGUACACACUGACAUGGAGGAAAGGUUGUAGUAAUACUCCAACUACAUUGCUCAACUCAAAGACAUGGAUGGUAUCGGACAAUGCUAGAUUUACACAGCAAGGAGGCAGUUACAUAAUACCAGGGCUGGAUGGUAACACAACAUAUUGUAUAGACGUGAAAGCAACAAAUAGUAUUGGACCAAUUUUAAUGUCCACGACGGUCAAAGCAACUACACUGUCUGUCCCAAACCAGCCUGAACUUCAAUGUAAUCCCACAUUGACCACAAAUACAAGUGUAGCAAUAACUUGGGUAGUCAGCAGCAAUGGUGGUGAUGAUGUUUCACAUUAUGCUGUAGUAUUGAGUGAAGAUCUGAAUUUCACGCUGAUAGCAUAUUCAAAGAAUCUGUUUGUGGUUGACAAUUCUGAGUUGACACAGAAGGGUGAAAUGGUUACUGUGCCAGGUCUUUCUGGUAGAACAACAUAUUAUGCAAAGGUUGUUGCAAGAAAUUGUGUUGGUGCUAGUGUUCCUGCUACACAGUCUUGCUCUACACGCUGUGGUCAGUGUAUUUGUGAGUAGUUGUUUGUAUUCGUGUGUUGUUUGGUCUUAUAUGCAUUGUGUUGUGUUGUUUCGAUCUGUA